This is a messenger RNA of Bactrocera neohumeralis, 787 nucleotides long. RefSeq lists its product as uncharacterized. The transcript has 2 exons. Bases 68 to 421 code for a protein of 117 amino acids. The record is from RefSeq and is a predicted model, not a curated record. NCBI's taxonomy places the organism in Eukaryota, Metazoa, Arthropoda, Insecta, Diptera, Tephritidae.
AUAAUUGGUUAGUAGUGCUCUUUAGCGACUCAAACAAGGCAGGCGCAACUGAUAGCAGCUUUCCGAUAUGGCAAAAUGUUACAGCAGCUUUGCUGCAACCGCUUUUUUAAUGUUCAUCGUGUUACAGCAGUGCGCUCUGCUUGCGCUAGUGAGCAGUGCUGCUGCUGAGUCAACAAGUACAGCGCUUUUGGAAAAAUUAGCACCAGAUCAUGUAUUCUUUCCUGAUGAAAUUAUGGCGAAGCGAGUUGAAUAUGAGGAUUUCUUAGAUCCAAUUUCGGGCGAGGAUGAAGAUGAAGAGCCUUACGAAAUUGCAGACUUUGCUAGAGUUUCUUCAGAGGAGGAGGAGAAUUUAUCUGCUACAACUGACACUGUUAUCGGUUAUGUGUUGUUUCCCUCAUCCGCAGAGUAUGUUUAUCACUGAAAGGUUCUCUGGAAAAUCAGCUUUUUAAUUGCAUGAUGGUAGUGUGUUUUUAGUAUAACUGUACAAAAGAAACACUAUUUUAAUAAUGUUCUUAAUGAACUUGAGUAUUUGUGUAAGCAUCUGGAAUAAUACUUCAAUAUAAAAGUGUAGAUUUUUUAAAUUUUUGCAAAAUUCUCAUUGUAUUUGCCUGAGUGCUCAUUGAAAAUAGCAUAGCGUAAAUAGCACAACGGAAAUUCUAUUCUAUUUUAAAAAGUUAAGCUAAAAGUUUGCACCAAAUGAAUGACCUCUAGGAAAAUCGAGCACUAUAUUUUUGGUGAUGUGAACAAAUAUUUUAAAAUAAAUUGUUUUUCUUUUUUUGGAUGUUUC